Messenger RNA from Varanus komodoensis (Komodo dragon), 803 nucleotides. It is a transcript of the gene PTRH2, whose product is annotated as peptidyl-tRNA hydrolase 2. The coding region runs from base 131 to 649 and encodes 172 amino acids. NCBI's taxonomy places the organism in Eukaryota, Metazoa, Chordata, Lepidosauria, Squamata, Varanidae. Gene Ontology annotation, biological process: negative regulation of anoikis; positive regulation of anoikis. The transcript is spliced from 2 exons. Gene Ontology annotation, cellular component: cytosol; mitochondrion. The record is from RefSeq and is a predicted model, not a curated record. Gene Ontology annotation, molecular function: peptidyl-tRNA hydrolase activity.
CGGGGGCCGGCUUGCCGGGUCUUCCCUCUCGGCGGCGGCCAGGCGGGCCCUCGUGCGUGGCGAAGGCGGCGGCGACCCUCAGCACCCGCAGGAGGCCUGGGUCGUGGGAAGGCUGCAGAUAAGAUGCGCCAUGGAUUAUCUUUCCAAGCCUGAUCUUCUCAGCAUAAUCGCUGGAGUUGCCUGCGGAGUAUGCCUGGGCUGGAGCAUCCGCGCCCGCCUCAUCCAGCCAUCCAAACCCAGAAAGGCCCCCGUUGCCAGCGAACUGGGCAACGAAGCCAGCGUGAUGGGCGAGUCUGGAGAUUUCAAGAUGGUGAUCGUUGUCCGGAACGACCUGAAAAUGGGGAAAGGCAAAGUGGCUGCCCAGUGUUCCCAUGCCGCGGUUUCAGCCUACAAACAAGUUCAGCGCCGCGACCCCGAACUUCUGAGGCAGUGGGAGUACUGCGGGCAGCCCAAGGUGGUGCUCAGGGCUCCGGAUGAGGACACCCUCAUGCAGCUCCGCAGCGAAGCUCAAGGGCUUGGCCUGACGGUGAGCUUAAUCCAGGAUGCAGGCCGCACUCAGAUCGCCCCAGGCUCCCGGACUGUCCUGGGAAUCGGACCAGGAUUGGCUGAGAUUGUGGAUAAAGUGUCUGGCCAUUUGAAACUCUACUGAGUCGGGCAUGCCCAGCACAAUGGAAAUUGGCAGCAUGAAUUUAAACCAGAAAAGGGAAAGCAUACAAAUACCCAAUGACUAUUGAAUGCGAUCAUGUUUCUUCCCCAUUGUCCUCUUUUCACAUUUGGUAUCCAUAAAACACCCCACAUAUUUA